CUCUCCCGCCAGUGAUGGCUUCCUUCUACUCGGACAACUCAUCAGUCCCUCCAUCGUCAGUGCACCACAGUGCCAUGGACGUCGACCAGACGGCGGACCAAUCCAACCUUCAUGACCUGCCUGCCGACUUCGAGGACGAAGCCGAGGUGGAUGAGCUGGACUCGGAUUCAACGGAAGCGGAAGAGGACACCGCCCAGGCCGAGCAGCCCGGCCAAAAAAAGACAGGCAAAAAGGUCUACUCGCGCGCACCAGGCUCGACCACGCUCCCCGUGUCGCGGCUAGAAAAUAUACUGCAGGCGGAUGGUGUGACAGGUGCGCUGACUAUGUCUAAGGAAGCUUCAUUUGUCCUAUCCGUGGCAACGGAGGAGUUCAUAAAGCGAAUGGCUCAGGCAGGUCACCGCGAAGCGUCGUCACAGCGUCGGAACAUGGUCCAUUAUGCUGACAUGGCCAUGUCGGUGCAGCAAUAUCAAGAGUUUAUGUUUCUUCAGGAUACGAUACCGCAAUCAAUCUCGCUUGAAGAGGCCUUGCGGCUACGAGAGGCGAAGGAAAGAGAAGACGCAGAUGGCAUCCCAGCUAUGUCAGCUUUUUCACAGCAACUCCAGUCCGCGUCUAUUGUACCACCUUCAAGCUCGGCACAAACAAAUGGCAAGGCGGCCAUCGCUAAGGGAAAGGCGAAGGCUCUUGCCAACGGGAAAGAAAAGCCGUCCGUGACCGCCAACUCGAGUUCAACAGCUCGCGAAUCUUCACACCGAGAGGGUAGCAGGCGACACUCGAGCACAGACGAACACCCUGAAGGGCGCGUCUCAUCGCGGUCAAGUAGGAGCAGAUCCGCGCGGGAGACACGGAGUGUCUACGAGGAAGUCAACGGCAAUGGUGUUUAUGGUCUACCUAGCGCGUCAUGGAAUGGGCAUAGUACGCCGCCACGGAGGAGCGCGCACACAGACUCGCGUUCUCCCUAUGCGCACGAUUCAAUGCCAGCGCAAGAAUACGCCUCUCCCGGAUCUGGCUGGGCAGGCCAGUACACUGGUCCUGCAAGCGGGUUCAUACAGGACUCGAGUGGUGGGUUCGCAGGAGUGCCGCAAAACCCGGGACGCACGAUAUACUCGCAGCAGUGGCCUGAAAACGGACUAUACCGAUAGCCGAAAUCACUGCUCGCAAAUGCCCGCAUCUCUAAUGUUCAUAUGCAUAGUCUGUAAUAACUCACUUUUGAUGUCGUGUUAUUAGAAUAUUUUGUUGACUGUAGACCACGACGCAUCACUCAAUUGG
Molecule: messenger RNA, 1266 nt
Organism: Coniophora puteana RWD-64-598 SS2
Lineage: Eukaryota; Fungi; Basidiomycota; Agaricomycetes; Boletales; Coniophoraceae
Exons: 5
Coding region: 15-1139 (374 amino acids)
Cellular component (GO): nucleus; CHRAC
Molecular function (GO): protein heterodimerization activity
Source: RefSeq, a predicted model, not a curated record